AGCCUGGCCCAGUCACUUCUCCUUCUGCUAGCAAUGUGACAAUGACUUCCAUGAAUCUUUGCUGGGGUGCACCAGUAGGAGGAAACGUCUCCUAUGGCGUCAAUUACUCAAGAAAUGGACAAAGCACACAACUUGUUACCAGUAAAACGUGCAUUAAUGUGACGAGGCUCAAAUCUGCAACCUCCUAUUCAUUCUUUGUGUUUGCAGUUGCUGGAGAUAACAUGACAGUGGGUGAUUCAGUUACCAUCACAGCAUUUACAAAGCCUGGCCCUAUCACUUCUCCUUCUGCUAGCAAUGUGACAACAACUUCCAUUAGUCUUUGCUGGGUUGCACCAGUGGGAGGAAACGUCUCCUAUGGCGUCAAUUUCUCUACCAAUGGACAAAGCACACGACUUGUUACCAAUAACACCUGCAUUAAUGUGACGGGGCUCAACUCUGCAACCUCCUAUUUAUUCUUUGUGUUUGCAGUCGCUGGAGAUAACAUGACAGUGGGUGAUUCAGUUACCAUCACAGCAUUUACAAAGCCUGGCCCUAUCACUUCUCCUUCUGCUAGCAAUGUGACAACAACUUCCAUUCGUCUUUGCUGGGUUGCACCAGUGGGAGGAAAUGUCUCCUACGGCGUCAAUUUCUCAACAAACGGACAAAGCACACAACUUGUUACCAAUUACACGUGCAUUAAUGUGACAGGGCUCAACUCUUCCACCUCCUAUUCAUUCUUUGUGUUUGUAGUCACUGGAGAUAACGUGACAGUGGGUGAUUCAGUUACCAUCACAGCAUUUACAAUUGCUGGAGAUAACAUGACACUGGGUGAUUCAGUUACCAUCACAGCAUUUACAAUCGCUGGAGAUAACAUGACAGUGGGUGAUUUGGUUACCAUCCUAGCAUUUACAAUCACUGGAGAUAACAUGACAGUUGGUGAUUCAGUUACCAUCACAGCAUUUACAAUUGCUGGAGAUAACAUGACACUGGGUGAUUCAGUUACCAUCACAGCAUUUACAAUCGCUGGAGAUAACAUAACAGUGGGUGAUUCAGUUACCAUCACAGCAUUUACAAAGCCUGGCCCUAUCACUUCUCCUUCUGCUAGCAAUGUGACAACAACUUCCAUGAGUCUUUGCUGGGUUGCACCAGUGGGAGGAAAUGUCUCCUACGUCGUCAAUUUCUUAACAAACGGACAAAUCACACGACUUGUUACCAAUAACACGUGCAUUAAUGUGAAGGGGCUCAACUCUGCAACCUCCUAUUCAUUCUUCGUGUUUGCAGUCGCUGGAGAUAACAUGACAGUGGGUGAUUCUGUUACCAUCACAGCAUUUACAAGUGAGUAA
Erpetoichthys calabaricus (reedfish) is the source of this 1322-nucleotide messenger RNA. Its product is annotated as receptor-type tyrosine-protein phosphatase eta. The coding region runs from base 42 to 1322 and encodes 426 amino acids. NCBI's taxonomy places the organism in Eukaryota, Metazoa, Chordata, Cladistia, Polypteriformes, Polypteridae. The record is from RefSeq and is a predicted model, not a curated record. The transcript has 10 exons. Gene Ontology annotation, molecular function: protein binding.